UAUUUCUCGUGUACCACGUGAACUGUUUAUCCGUGUGACUCGUGUCCCGUAUAGAAUUCUUUGUGCAAAAUGGCUUAUUCACUUUUUACCAUUCGAAACGGAGAUAAGAUUUUAAUAAUUAGUCAUUGGGCGACAACAGGGUUCUUAAAUGAUCAACAAAAAUAUCUGACGUGCGAUCAGCGCUUAUAACGCACUUGGAUCGCACGCAGUCAAUUUUGUAUAGGUUAUCUUACGUCUGUCAAUGUGUAGCAUAUUUUGAACGAUAGAAAAAUGAAUCCACAAUAUAUACAUCAACAACAACAACAGGCACAACAACAACCUGGCUAUUAUUCUGGUCCACCAACUUCAUCACCAUACGGGGAAUUAAAUUCAAAUGUUUCUUCAAACCCUUUAAAUGGACCUCCAAUGAACUCUCCAUAUACAUCUCAAAAACCAAUGCAAGGAACUUCUGCUAAUUUAAAUCAGGCUUCAGCUCCAUAUUACAUGAGCCACAUAUUGCCACAUGGAAAUACUCAGUUUGAAUCAUCAACAAAUAAUCCCCAUAUGAUGCCAUCGCCAAUCAGUCAAAACAAUAUAGUUAAUCAAAUGUCUAACAUGUCUAUGAGUGAUCAGCACAGACCACCAUCCACGAAUUUUCCUCCACCACCUUUACCUGAAAAGAGCAGUCCAACAAUAACUGCUUCUUCAAAUGUUAAUGGGUUCAACAAUGUUCUGGAUGCAUCAUCGCCUGGAGGUGGGCCUAUUGGACAAACUGAUCCUGGUGGAAAAUCUGUGCCACCACCUAUUUCUGGACAAGACUUACAACAAAAGGCAACUUCAAAAAAUCUUUCCACACUUCAAUCCGGUCUUCCAUUUUCUGGACAUUCUACGGGAUCUAACCUGGGGCAAUAUUAUUGUGGCCAGAAUGUGUCAUCUGAACAAGGAUUUAAUACAGGGUUAUCCAAUCAGAGUGGUCAAGGAAAUGUCACUGAUGCACCUCAUGGGCAACCAAAUUUUCCAAGACCACCAACAACAGGGCAAAAAUCUACAGUUUCCGCAUUACCAGGCCAACAAAAUUUGCCCAAUCUACCAUUGCAGGGACAGCCAAAUUUGUCCAAUUCGCCUUUACCUGGACAGCAGACUCUUUCUAACCCAUUAAUGCCGGGUCAGCCACACUUAUCUGGACCUCCGUUACCAAAUCAACAGAGUCAGAAUAAUACAGUUGCACAGGGUGUACACGAACCACAAAAUUUACCUGGACCACCUCCAUUAUCCAAGCAAAGUUUAUCAGGACAGUCAAAUUUGCCUGGUCCCCAGAUUCCAGGACCUCCUUUACCAGGGCAACAAUAUCCCCCGAUGUUAGGUCAGCAGUCUAACCUACACAGUCAGUCGAAUCUACCUGGUCCUCCUUUGAUGGGUCAGCAGAAUAUGCCCCCACUUCCAAUGUCAGGACAACCAAACAUUGGUCCACCUCCAUUACCAGGCCAACAAAGUUUCAACAGAUCGUCGUUAAUGGGACAACAAACUUUAUCUGGACCUCAAGGUCAACCUCCAUUGCCUGGCCAACCUGUGGGACAGAUAACAAAUGCUACCUCAACUUUACCACAAUCAGGUCAUAGGCAAUAUUCAUCUGGUGCUCCCGUGCAGGGACAAACCAUGGGAAAUCCUUUAGCACCUGGUUCAAUGGCAGGUUAUCAACCUUCCAACUACCCAGGCUAUAAUACCGAGAUGUAUAAUUCUUUAAGAGGAUAUCAAAAUACACCAGCUCAAGGGGUGGGAUAUCAACCGGGUAUUCAACCUCAACAAACCAGACGUUUGGAUCCCGAUCAGAUGCCAAGCCUAAUUCAAUUAAUAGAAGAUGAUCAACGCAUGAGAGGUGGUGUGUUCGUAACAAAUCAAAAGGGACAAGUUCCUCCAUUAGUGACUACCAAGUUCGUGACGCAAGAUCAGGGAAACGCAUCUCCUAGAUAUAUUAGGUCCACCAUGUACACUGUUCCUACCACUGCAGAUAUCAUAAAACAAACGAGUGUUCCAUUUGGUCUAAUAAUAAGCCCGAUGGCUCGUAUAGCGGAGGGAGAAUAUGAACCACCUAUUGUAGAUAUGGGAGAAAUUGGUCCAGUUCGUUGCGUACGGUGUAAAGCGUACAUGAGUCCAUUUAUGCAGUUCAUCGACGCGGGCAGAAGAUUCCAGUGCAUGUUCUGUAAAGCGACCACGGAAGUCCCGGCAGAAUAUUUUCAACAUUUGGAUCAUACUGGUCAACGCAUGGAUCGUUACGACAGACCGGAAUUAACGUUAGGAACGUACGAGUUCAUUGCUACAAAAGAUUAUUGUAGAAACAAUAAUUUCCCAAAACCACCAGCCAUUGUAUUCGUGAUUGAUGUAUCAUAUAACACAGUUAAGUCUGGCUUAGUCAAUUUACUCUGUAUGAAAAUGAAAUCGAUUCUGCGGCAUUUACCUACAGACAUUGGCCAAUCGAAAUCAAACAUGAAAGUAGGAUUUAUAACGUACAAUAAUACCGUACACUUUUACAACGUGAACUCUUGCCUUGCUCAACCGCAAAUGAUGGUUGUCGGGGACAUACAAGACGUGUUUAUGCCGCUUCUCGACGGUUUCCUGUGCGACGUCGAGGAAAGCGAAGCGGUGAUCGACGGUUUAAUGGCGCAGAUACCGGCCAUGUUCGCGGACACACGUGAAACAGAGACAAUUCUUGCGCCUGCAAUACAAGCUGGACUGGAAGCAUUAAAGGCCUCGGAUUGCGUUGGUAAAUUAAUGGUUUUUCACUCGUCCCUACCAAUCGCUGAAGCUCCUGGCAAAUUGAAAAAUCGUGAUGACCGUAAGGUGCUUGGAACAGAGAAAGAAAAAUCAGUGUUAGCUCCUCAGAAUAAUGUUUACAAUAAUCUAGGGCAAGAAUGUGAAGGUUCCGGAUGUUCCGUAGAUUUGUUUGUUUUUAAUAAUUCAUACGUGGACAUCGCAACGAUAAGUCAAGUUGCCAGAUUAACUGGCGGUGAAGUUUACAAGUACACUUAUUUCCAGGCUGAUAUAGAUGGAGAUCGUUUGAUCACAGAUGUUAUUAAUAAUAUUAGUAGACCAAUCGCGUUUGACGCCAUCAUGCGCGUACGCACGUCUACUGGUGUCCGAGCAACCGAUUUCUUUGGACAUUUCUUCAUGUCGAAUACCACAGAUAUGGAAUUAGCUAGUAUAGAUUGCAAUAAGGCCAUUGCUGUAGAAAUAAAGCACGAUGACAAAUUGACGGACGACGAAGGUGUAUAUAUUCAAACGGCUUUGUUGUAUACUUCUUGCAGCGGUGUCAGAAGAUUGCGUAUCAUUAAUCUCAGUUUAAAGACUUCGUCGAAAGUAGCUGAAUUGUACCGAGUCUGCGACCUGGACGCCAUUAUAAAUUUCUUCUCCAAGCAAAGCGUUUUCAAGCUAAUCGAUUCGACUCCGAAGACUAUAAAAGACAAUUUAAUCUCAAGAUGCGCGAACAUACUUGCCGCAUAUAGAAAACACUGUGCUUCCCCGUCAAGUGCUGGACAAUUGAUAUUACCGGAGUGCAUGAAAUUGCUCCCACUUUAUAUAAAUUCAUUGUUGAAAAGUGACGCAUUGUCUGGAGGUGCUGAUAUGACUAUCGACGAUAGAUCUUUCGUUAUGCAAACCGUUGCUACAAUGCCUAUUUCGAUAUCGGUUGUGUACAUUUAUCCAAGAUUACUUCCUUUGCACGAUGUUGAUCCUCAAGACACAGAGUUACCCCAGUUGCUUCGUUGUUCUAUCGACAAGUUUACCGAUGAUGGCGCAUUUUUACUUGAAAACAGUAUCCACAUGUUCCUAUGGCUAGGCCUAGGACUUUCCACGCAAUGGGUACAGGCAGUGUUCGGAGUCCCAUCGGUAGUUCAAGUUGACACGGAUCGUACUGCACUGCCAAUACUAGACACACCGUUGAACAAACGAAUAACAGAUAUUAUUGAUCGCGUGCGCAUGGAGAGGCAUCGUUGCAUGAGAUUAACUAUAGUGAGACAACGAGAGAAACUUGAAAUGGUGAUGCGUCAUUUCUUGAUCGAGGAUAGAGGGAACGACGGAAGUCCCAGUUACGUGGAUUUCCUUUGCCAUAUGCACAAAGAAAUAAGAACACUUCUUAACCAAUAAUAAAAGGAAUCUUAAAAGCAAUCAGUUUAUAUUGCGUUUGGACAAACCUAGUUCGCAACAUGUCCAUGGCUGGUCGUUACGUCAACGAUGAGAUUAGAUUAUUAAAAACAGAGUUUAUUGAGAACUCGAUGGGAAGCAUGGAACGUGAAUGACACACACGGAGGGGCGGUACGCACUUUGGAAGGAAAGCUGAAGAAUGUGAAAUAAAAACUAACGUACAUUUAUAGCGUGUAAUACCUAUCAGGAGGGUGAUGAACUUUAAAAAAUAACCAAUCAUUCCGCGGUUAAUGAAUCGGCGCAUGUAAAGGGAAACAUUCAGUUGCACUCACACAUACAUCACUCAUACACGGUGAUUUAUACACAAGUAAUUGUAAACGUAAAAAUUGUAUUAUUACUUUUUAUUUUAAACUAGCUCAUUAAUGUUAUUAUAUUAAAUUAAAUAAUAAAAAGGAAAACUGUAUUAAAUCACUAUAAAUUUAUAUAUCAAACGAAAAGGAAAAAAAAAGAAGACGUAUCUUGUGUUGAUUAAAUAGUAUUUCCGUUAAUCGACGCACCGCGUUAAUCUUUCGUUUUAACGUUAACAAGAUUACUUUGAAUUAUACUUGUUUAAAUUCCACUAACAACUGUAUACUGCUUUUACGAUUGAAGGGUUAAUAUGUUUCUUACAUUCAUAAUGCACUCGAUUUAUUUGCGAUUUUUCAACUUGUUUUUCAU
Nomia melanderi (Alkali bee) is the source of this 4833-nucleotide messenger RNA. It is a transcript of the gene Sec24CD, whose product is annotated as COPII coat complex component secretory 24CD. Gene Ontology annotation, biological process: COPII-coated vesicle cargo loading; endoplasmic reticulum to Golgi vesicle-mediated transport; intracellular protein transport. Gene Ontology annotation, molecular function: zinc ion binding; SNARE binding. Gene Ontology annotation, cellular component: COPII vesicle coat; endoplasmic reticulum exit site. Lineage: Eukaryota; Metazoa; Arthropoda; Insecta; Hymenoptera; Halictidae. The record is from RefSeq and is a predicted model, not a curated record.